AUGUCAAUAACAAGAACAAAAGCAAGAUUGGGUGAAGCAAUCUCGCUUUAUGAACAAUUAUCUCAAGAAAUCAAGGAUACCAACAAUGCAGCCACAAUGACGGAUGAGCAGUGGGCUUCAUAUAUACGAACAUUAGGCCAUGAUGCAGCAAGAUUGAUUCAAACGAGUCGAUCCAUGGACAAUGACCACUUGAUAUGUGCUCUAUUAAACAAACAAAGGAAACUUGAACGACAUAAAGCUUGGAAAAAACGCGCAAGAAAAAGAGUCAAGCAUGAGCAACGUUUAGUUGAAAAGCGAAACAAACAGUGGAUAAAAGAGAUUGAAUGGAAAGUGACAACGGCAAAGGUGCAAAAGGAUGCAAAAGACCAAAAGGAAAGAGAGACAAGGAGAAAAAUCAAGGAAUUGUCUCGAUUGUUGACCAAGUUGACCGAACUAAGAAACCUCCGUCGAAAGAAAUUAGAAAGUCAGGGCCAUUUCUUUGCAGAUGAUGGAAACGAAUUUUUCAAUAAAGUAAAGGAAUGGCAUGAACAACAAGAAAAGGGGGAGCCUGAGCGUAAAGAAUUGAUCAUUGACGAGCAAGAUCAUUGGAAACACAUGGAGUUGGACAGAGCUGCUUAUGAAUACUGGUGUCAAGCGAAUCAAUCGACAAGCGCGCUUUUACGUAUCAGAAAAGAAUGGGAUCAGUAUAUUUGGAAGAAUCAUGAGCGAGAUGAAAGAGAUCCAGUGGGAAAGAUACCUCCAACCUUUGUUAAGCCUUCACCCCCAGCCAAUUGGGUAUGGGCCACUUAUCUACUCUAA
Messenger RNA from Rhizopus microsporus ATCC 52813, 798 nucleotides. RefSeq lists its product as uncharacterized. The coding region runs from base 1 to 798 and encodes 265 amino acids. The record is from RefSeq and is a predicted model, not a curated record. The transcript has a single exon. Lineage: Eukaryota; Fungi; Mucoromycota; Mucoromycetes; Mucorales; Rhizopodaceae.